AUUUUAAUUUGAUCACAUUUAUCCUACACACUUUUCACAGGCCAUAAAUCUGUAAUGGCAGAUGCCAAAAAUGGUAGUCCAGAUGCAGAAGCAUCAUUGGAUUUUCAUGAAUUUAUUUGCCCCAUAUGUGGAAUAAAUGAAGUCUCUCCUAUGAAGCUGGAGCUCCAUGUAAAUCAGGUUCAUUUUAGUGAAGCAUCUGAUGAUCCCUCGAUCAUGUGCCCUCUCUGUCCAGCCUCAUUCAAAUCCAUACAAGCAACUGAACAGCAUGUGAAUGAUGUACACUCUGAUACUACUGAAGGAGAGAGGGACUUGCCAAAAGCUGUUCAAGUAUCACAAGACCUGCCAGGAAGAAUCUCAAGUAAGGGUGCUACUGGAAGCAGCUUUGAUAGCAUUGAAGAUACUGGUGUUUGUCCAGUGUGUUUACGUAAAAACUUCACAAAUAGUGCAUUGCUGGCUGAGCAUCUGGAAGAACACUUCAACAGUGCCAGCCAUCAACAAGGGAAUGGAUCAACUAGUGCCAUCUCGCUCACAUCAAAAGAAAAAAGCCUGAAACAAGUUUUAGAAGAGCAAGAAUUUGCUAAACUGCAGGCUAAAUAUGGCAUGGAUGACAACAUGAGCCAUCAGCAGCAAUCUGAGCGUGCCAUGGAGCGCGCUGCCUACCGCGGCCAGCUCAACAUUGCAGACAUGUAUGAGCAGCGCAUCAAACAAGCACAAGCCCAUAGCACGGGACUUGAUGAUAACUCGACUAGAACCAAAGGCAUUAUUGAGAAGCUCUUGCCAGUCAGCCUACAGUGGCGGGAUGUUAAGAGCGUUCACUUGUGCUCAGCAGUAGACCAUUUCUCCAGCAGCUACGGCGACAAGGGAUGGGGCUGCGGGUACCGGAAUGCUCAAAUGCUGCUGAGUUCUCUCCAGUGCGAGGAGAAGUAUAGGAACUGCUUAGGUCUCCCCGAAGGCGCGGUGCCUUGCAUCUCUGCUCUACAACGUCGCAUUGAAGCAGCCUGGACAGAAGGCUUUGAUUUGCAGGGUCGUGAUCAGCUUGGCGGCCGCCUCCUGAACACGAGGAAGUGGAUUGGGGCUACGGAGCUGGUGAGUCUUCUUUCGUCGCUACGUAUCCGCUGCAAGCUCCUGGACUUUCAUCAACCUUCAGGCCCUGGCUCCACUCACCCCGCCCUCUUCCAGUGGUGUCUCGAGUACUUCUCUGCCACCAGGGACUUCACGCUGCCUCUCUAUCUCCAGCACCAAGGUCACUCGCGCACUGUGAUCGGGUGUGAGGUGCUCACUGACAACGUCAAAGGCAGAGACUCUGUCAUAAGGCUGCUCGUUUUGGACCCUUCAUUUUCCCCUGCUCAAAUUUCUCCGCUCUCUGCUCAUCUUGAAAUUUCUAAAGAAAACGAUCCUACAAAUUCAUCAGCUCGUGGUAACUCUUCUAGAGUAGACUACCAGACUCCGACUCAGAGUAUGGUGGGUUACACUCUCUCUGGAGAACGCGUUGUUGACACGGAAUGUCACGAGUGGCUUUUUCAAAGCAGGGGCCGAGGAAGAGGCCGAGGUCGUGGUCGCGGUAGAGGGUUUACUGCAAACAAAAAUGAAUACGGUGGAGAAAGGACAUUCACUGUGGCUUCGGCUCUGCGGAGCCUGAGGAAACCUCUUCACAGUCUCUGUCAAGACCAAUACCAAAUUGUUGCUGUCACUGGCGUCAUGGAAAACGAAGAUGAGUUCCAGAGAAGCAAAGUGCUGCGGUCAACUCGUCUGCCGGAAUCCUGAUAAAAAGUUUCAAAGUUUAUCUAUUCGUACUUUGAUGGGCGGCUUUCUGAUAGGCCUACGUAAAUAGAAGUCAGCUGCCCUUUUGUACUGGAUAAAUACUUUCUUGUAUAUAACAUAACAACUAAGGCCAAGUCCUAAAUUUAUUGUGAUGUACUGAGAGCCUCGGCAUGGCUUGAACUCAUGAUUUCUUUGGUUAGUUCAUUGUAAACCUUGUCCAGAGGUCAAAUUUUUAGUUCGGAGCAGCAAACAUCUGAGCAGCACUUAGAGAAACUGUUACUUUAUGGUUUUUACGUGCUGCAAGGAUCAAAGUUUAUAUAGGUAAUGUUAUUUAUAGAAAAUUUCUCCAAUGUUUUUAACAGACUUUUGAUUCACAUACUGUGAGAAUAUUUUGUAUGUAGUACAUUUUAAUAUAUUGUAAUACGUAUUCACCGAGUAUCUUCUCCAUUUUGUGCUUCUCGGCCAUUUCUAUAAUACGGACAAAUCAUACUUUUUUUCAUUUGUCUCCAAUCGUCCAUGAAAACGUGACUACAGGAACGAGGGAGGUUUUAAAUUCACUAUCGUCAAAUUUUUUCUUGUGUUGCCAAAGAUGUGAUGUGAUAUUUGUUGUUAUUGUGAAGGAGCUCUCUGAAAUUGUAAUCACUAUUAGUAAGUAUUCAUGUAUAUAUUAUGUGAAUUUAUGUUAGUAGGCUUUUCAUUCGAUUGAACACAUAGCUUGGAAUCUGUAGUGAAUCAUUGUCUAUCAAGCUAUGCAGUCUUUGUGUGAAUUGUGUGGAAAAUCUUAGCCUUUGUGAUGGUCUAACAUGUGCAUCUUGAUUCUUUUUUUCUCGCUUGAAAACGUUCUUUGAAAACGAUAUUACAAUUUUUAUGUUUC
Messenger RNA from Hyalella azteca, 2635 nucleotides. RefSeq names its product zinc finger-containing ubiquitin peptidase 1. Bases 55 to 1764 code for a protein of 569 amino acids. NCBI's taxonomy places the organism in Eukaryota, Metazoa, Arthropoda, Malacostraca, Amphipoda, Hyalellidae. The transcript is spliced from 10 exons. The record is from RefSeq and is a predicted model, not a curated record.